Molecule: messenger RNA, 3841 nt
Organism: Toxoplasma gondii ME49
Lineage: Eukaryota; Apicomplexa; Conoidasida; Eucoccidiorida; Sarcocystidae
Product: RNA recognition motif-containing protein
Exons: 7
Coding region: 2083-3231 (382 amino acids)
Molecular function (GO): RNA binding
Source: RefSeq, a predicted model, not a curated record
GGGGCACAACUAUUAAGGCAGAGCCCCAACAAGGAUGCUCAGGCAUCGUUUGUCACCGCAAGUUUUUCCUCUGAGCUCUUGGUAGCAAAUAGUUCUUUGCCAUGCAUUGUGAAGCACGUUUAGACAGUAGACGGGUGUUAGACAACAGCUAGGGUACUUCGUCUUUCGAGCCAAACAGAGACUCUCUUCACAUAAUGGUUGCCACCAGUACAGAAAGCGAAUAUAUGUUUUUGUAUAUUUCCGAAAUGUUCGUCUAACUGCCAACGAGGAGACAGGGACCGGCGUUGUGUAAAGAUGAAAUUACAAAGGGACCCAAGGAUCACAGUCAUUCAACCUGCCAUCCACCAUCAACUUCGUGACUGUUCCAGCACUCAACAGGAAAAACCGGGAACCUUACAUUCACCACGAGUGGGACGUGAUGUCUACGCCUGUUUGCUGUGGCUUCACGGCGACGUACUGCACUAAUUUCCAGGAUCCGCACCGCGACUCCAAACAACUUGUGCAUCCCAUUUCCACAGAAUAACGAUUAAUAGAAUUAUCGUGACCUCACUGCCAGAGUCAGUCGCGGUCUCUGGUAGCUUGGAGUGUCUCUUCAUCGUCGGAGUCGCCAGCAUGUAUUCAUGCCACGGAACGCCAUCAGAACUGCAAGCGCGCGCCACUGUUUUUCCGUACUAACGUAACCGUAGCCAGAUCUCCAACCUCUUGUGCAUGCCGAAACCCUAACUUCACGCCCAGGAAACAUGCACUUCAGAAUACAGAGCUACGGCCGUACAGAAGUCCUUGCCAGAGGGCCUGGGUCCGCCGGAUUGCUGAGGCCUUCACCGCGAAUGCGCCCACUCGUUGGGGAAGGCCGGUGCUCCAUUCCUUGUCGUACGCUUUUUGUGCCAGGGUUCCCUUUUAUUCCGAUUUUUCCUGCAGGUGGCCUUUUGCGGACACCAACUGACGUGACAGACGGUCAACAACCACACACUGGGAACAAGCUUCAUCCCAGUGAUGCCUCACGGAGUUCGAUGCCCAUGGGACGACGAGCUGCUGAAGAGCGAGAGAGUGGGCGGCAGCGUAAAGUGCGCACCUUUUUAUCCGGGGUAAGCUCUCUCUCUCCGUUUGCACUCAUUUCUUGGUGGUAUGGAAUUUUGGUGCUUCACUUUGGUGUCUUCUUCUUUCCUGACUUCUGUGGCUCAUUCCAAUCCUCUUUCGUUUCCCCGGUUAGCUGCAUCGAAAAACGUUGUCGGCGCUGUGUUUUCUGAUUGCGCCCCUGGCACUGGCAGUCCCCCCCAAUAGCGUUUUUCCCGCGUGUUUUUCGUCUUUUCCCCUGCACGAGGCGUUCCUGUUGCGACGGCCGUUGACUUGGCACCAAAGGGUUUGCUGGUAAAGAAUCCCGUAUGCUGUUUUGGAAAUCGCCCCUGGGAAACGCGUCGUUGUCGUGGAUUUCUGCUAUAAAUGAAACGGUCUUUGGCAGCUUUCCUCCCCUUGCUGACGAUUUUGCGCGUGUCUCACUCUCGCCGGUAACCGAACCUAUUUUUUCUUGCGGUCGAGCAGUUUGGCGCGCGACGAUUCCACUCGAACCGACACCAUCAACUUCGCCAGAAUUUCCGACGUAUCGGGGGAAACGAAACACCGACCCAGACAACACGGCAAGAACUUUUGCGUGUCGGUACAGUGCAGCUGCGCUUCGGUUUUUUCUUGCCGUCGCGGUGGUGUACGGGAGCAACGCUCAUUCGGCAAAACGGGAUUCAAAAGCUGGAAACAGCUGUUUCCCGACGCCUCAAACUAAAUGUCUAUUCCUUCCACAUUUCCUCUGUUUGAUUAGUCAAUAACCCUCCGUGUCUUUCCGGACGUCUGCUCCGGUCCAAAGUUCUGUCCCCGCACGCGCGCCACUGUGGGUCAGUCCAGCUGCAUUCUUUGCCCCUUUCCUGCAAACCAGUCUUCGACGCCUUUUUUGCGCAAGCCACUCAGUGGUGUAGGAGCUGUCUAUUCGCUUUGACGGGACGUGGUCUCUGUUCUCGGUCCAGUCCCGGUCCGCCGUUCUUGGCUUCGUGGAUCUCGUUAGAGGAGGAGCCAUCAACCCUCGGGCGGGUCAAGAUGGCGGCCCCUCCGCAGUACGGCAUUCACCCCUACAGUCACUACGGGUAUGCGUAUGGAGCAGGCACGACGGCGGCUGUCGCAGCUGCAGACUACACGUGGGGAGCCAACGCAGCGCAGUAUUCUCAGUGGCAAACACCUUCGGCACAAUCCGCACCCAACCCACUUGAUCAAGAACCAGACGCCCUCCAAAGCCGUACCCUUUUUUUUGGGCGUCUCCCGGAAGAUGUGACUGAAGACAGUUUACGUGACGUCGUCUUGCAGCACGGCGACCUCAAGAAAGUUGCCGUUUAUCCCGAGAAACGGAUGGCGUUUGUCGAGUUCUAUGAUCUCCGACACGCCGAAGCUGCUCGCGACGCCCUGCGUGGCUCCGAUGUCUUGGGCAAGCGAGUGGAAGUUCAGUUCUCAGCUGUGAAGCGUCCCGAUAAAGAUGGCAAUACGGGAACACUGUACGUGCGCCCCGUCAGCACUGUUCAUGUGUCGGGAAACUGGACCGAUCCAAACAGUCUGGACGCCUACAGGGAGCUUUUUUCGAAGCAUGGAGACCUCAAGAAAGUUUCGGCUAAUCGGAAAAGAGAGACGGAGAAGUUCGUCGAGUAUUUUGACUUGCGAGAUGCCCAGAAAGCUCUCGAGUCGUUGAACGGCUACGUCUUCAAUGGCGCCACGCUGCACAUCUGCUUCGCCCAAAAUGCUUCGCGCACAAUAAACAAAAAUGUGGAGCGGUCAGGGGCUUCACGCCGGACACCAGAGAGCUACGGCCCCGUCAGAGGGAGCAGCUCAGGAAGCGGGGGAAUGUCUCGAGCUUAUGCCUCGGCUCCUUACGCUGCGCCGUAUGCGGCGGGUCCAGCGGCGUACGGCGCGUACGCAGUGCCGUACCAACCUGCUCCGUACAGCCUGUACGCGUAUCAGCAGCCCCAGCCGCAGGCGGCGAAUGGCUACCCUGCGACGCAGCAAUGGGCCUCAGCUACGGCUCCUGUGGCGGCUCCGACCGCCGCUGCUGUCCCCUACGCGGUCGCGCCCCAGGCGGCGAGCACUUCGGCGACGAGCCGGUCGAGCCCUGGAAGCGGGGCUGCUGUCUCGACGAGCUAUGCCGGGACCGCACCUGCUCCGGCUGCAGGCACGACCUCGGUUGCAGCUCCCCGGUGGUGAUGGCGCUUCGUUAAUUCGAGGAGGAACGUAUCGAUGGCGUUUUCUUCGAUGGAAGCAUGCAACGAAGGCUCAGGUGGCACCGAGUUUCUGCCGCGGUGAUGUGGUGGGACUGAGUGGCCUGUGGUGUAUAGAAAAGGAUGCGGGCCGCGGGGGCUUCAACAAUGGAGCGGCUUCGACGACGAAGACGGGUGGGUGGAAGAGGAAAGGUGCCGCAUGUCUCGUCUCUUUUUGAACACGGAGGUGCACAAAGAGGGGCUCUUUAUUCCAAGAGAAGUGAAACAGUUGUCAACAUCGCUUGCUAUGUGCGUCUCUGGAGGGGAUCGUGAAUGCAAAGUGUUUUUCUGAGUGCCUUCAGGUUGCCGGUACACAGUGGUGUAUGAGGUGUACCAUUGUUUCUGGCAGCCCCAACCAGCACGCGGGUGUAUGAUGAGGCCCGCACAUUUUUUCGCUUGGAAUUGUCCUUUCGCGCAGCCCUUCGCGUUUUUCCUCUUCGUGUGGAGGGGAUUCUCGUCAUAGCCCGAAGAACAGAAAUGCAGGACUGCUAGGGAUACUUGAUUCUGGUCUUUUCUUCCCUUCAAAAGGACUCUCGAAAAAAAUCCAUAUCCUGCGC